Messenger RNA from Babesia bovis T2Bo, 459 nucleotides. RefSeq lists its product as uncharacterized. The coding region runs from base 165 to 377 and encodes 70 amino acids. NCBI's taxonomy places the organism in Eukaryota, Apicomplexa, Aconoidasida, Piroplasmida, Babesiidae. The record is from RefSeq and is a predicted model, not a curated record. The transcript has 2 exons.
AGUCAUAAAUACUCACCAUAUAGCCCCUUGAUUAUGUGUGGAGCUACUGAUAAUAAUGGUGACCUAUGGUACUGUUGGAUUCCAUAAAGUGUGACUGUGUAGAAUAGGCAACACACAUUCGACCUAGAGCUCGCGACCUAUUUUUUUUGUAUGACUGAGUGACUAUGACAACCACUAAUACGCAAGAAAACCUAGAUGUAGACGAGCGUAUUGCACAAACGGGAUGCGAUGAAGCGUAUGGACGCCUGGAUGACUGUCUAGUUCGCAACGAUAGGGUAUGGAGCAAGUGCCAAAACGAACUUCGUGAAUUUGGUCGUUGCAUGAAGGCUGGUUACCCUGCAAGUAACACAGUGCCAAAGAACACAACACCUAGAUAGUUGGUCAUUACUAUAUAAAGGAACAAACGCGAUCCAAGGGAGUUGACUUGAAUUUGAAAGCCAUUAAACGAUGGUUCCGGGG